Carlito syrichta (Philippine tarsier) is the source of this 756-nucleotide messenger RNA. RefSeq names its product exocyst complex component 6B (gene EXOC6B). The transcript is spliced from 2 exons. Gene Ontology annotation, biological process: exocytosis; intracellular protein transport; Golgi to plasma membrane transport. Bases 130 to 423 code for a protein of 97 amino acids. The record is from RefSeq and is a predicted model, not a curated record. Gene Ontology annotation, cellular component: membrane; exocyst. NCBI's taxonomy places the organism in Eukaryota, Metazoa, Chordata, Mammalia, Primates, Tarsiidae.
GGGAGGGGUCGUCCUGCGGGUAGCCGGAGGCUGGUGAGGCUGUGGAGCCUGGGGUGAGAGCUGGAGUGCAGGGAAGGGAAAGGUGAGCAGAGCUGAAGGAGGGGACGCGCUGCCGGGCGCCCCCAGUCUAUGGAGCGGGGUAAGAUGGCGGAGGCGGAGAGCCUGGAGACAGCGGCGGAGCACGAGCGGAUCCUGCGAGAGAUCGAGAGCACUGACACGGCCUGCAUUGGGCCCACGCUCAGGUCUGUCUAUGAUGGUGAGGAACAUGGACGAUUCAUGGAGAAGCUUGAAACUCGCAUCCGCAAUCAUGACAGAGAAAUUGAAAAAAUGUGUAACUUUCAUUACCAGGGCUUUGUGGACUCCAUAACUGAACUGCUGAAAGUGAGAGGAGAAGCUCAGAAACUCAAAGUAAGUAGGCUCUAAGUGACAUUUGUUUCUCUGUCCUGGCCUGAGGUUUGGUUAGCAUUAAAGGAUUAUGGACUACAAUGAAUAGCACAUAUUUGUAGUAAAAAUUUUUGUGUAGUAAGAAAGAAAUUUAUAGUGAAAUCUAGCCAACUGAAAUUAUGACUUUUUGGCUAAAAAGAAUACCCUUUUAAGUCAUGGUUUAAUUGAGAUUACUACUUGUGGAUCAGUAACUGUUUCUUUUGAAUAGAAACAUGGUUGGACUCAGUUUGACAUGAGUCAUCUGCUUUCUUGUGGGAUAAAAUCUAUCACGGUAGGAUGACAAAAUUUUAGGGCAUUGUGUAGAAUUUUUUG